GCCCCGGCCGACAAAAGUCCCUUCAGUUCAGCCGGCUGCAGGGGAAGUCCCGGCGCCCGGCGAAACCACCCUCCCGUGCAGCCGAGCCCAGCCGCGCUCCGGCCGCCGUCCCCGGCGGCCCCAUGCCCCGAUGCCCCGCGGGGGCCAUGGACGAGGGGCCCGUGGACCUGCGCACCCGGCCCAAGGCCGCCGGACUCCCGGGAGCCGCGCUGCCGCUCCGCAAGCGCCCGCUGCGCGCGCCCUCCCCGGAGCCCGCCGCUCCCCGCGGCGCUGCGGGCCUUGUCGUCCCCCUGGACCCUCUGCGCGGCGGCUGCGACCUGCCGGCGGUCCCCGGGCCCCCCCACGGCCUGGCCCGGCCGGAGGCGCUUUACUACCCGGGAGCCUUACUGCCUUUGUACCCCACUCGGACCAUGGGUUCCCCGUUUCCUCUGGUGAACCUGCCUACACCCCUAUACCCCAUGAUGUGCCCCAUGGAACACCCCCUUUCUGCUGACAUCGCCAUGGCCACCCGUGCAGAUGAGGACGGAGACACGCCUCUCCAUAUUGCUGUGGUGCAGGGUAACCUGCCAGCUGUGCACCGGCUGGUCAACCUCUUCCAGCAGGGGGGCCGAGAGCUCGACAUCUACAACAACCUACGGCAGACACCGCUCCACCUGGCUGUGAUCACCACAUUACCGUCUGUGGUCCGGCUCCUGGUGACAGCUGGUGCCAGCCCCAUGGCGCUGGACCGCCAUGGCCAGACGGCCGCUCACCUGGCGUGCGAGCACCGCAGCCCGACCUGCCUGCGAGCCCUGCUGGACAGCGCAGCUCCGGGCACGUUGGACCUGGAGGCCCGUAAUUAUGACGGGCUCACCGCCCUGCACGUGGCAGUGAACACCGAGUGCCAAGAAACCGUGCAGCUCUUGCUGGAGCGCGGUGCCGACAUCGAUGCAGUGGACAUUAAGAGCGGCCGCUCCCCGCUCAUCCACGCCGUGGAAAACAACAGCCUUAGCAUGGUGCAGCUGCUGCUGCAGCACGGCGCCAACGUGAACGCGCAAAUGUACUCCGGCAGCUCCGCCCUGCACUCAGCGUCCGGCCGCGGGCUCCUCCCGCUGGUGCGCACGCUGGUCCGCAGCGGCGCUGACAGCAGCCUCAAGAACUGCCACAACGACACGCCGCUCAUGGUGGCGCGCAGCCGCAGGGUCAUCGACAUCCUGAGGGGGAAGGCCACCCGGCCUGCUUCCACCUCCCAGCCAGACCCCUCCCCUGACCGGAGCGCCGACACCUCCCCCGAGAGCAGCAGCCGCCUCAGCUCCAACGGUCUUCUCUCUGCAUCACCAUCCUCCUCACCCUCCCAGUCUCCCCCUAAGGACCCCCCUGGAUUCCCCAUGGCUCCUCCCAAUUUCUUCCUUCCUUCCCCAUCUCCACCUGCCUUCAUGCCCUUUGCUGGGGUCCUCCGAGGCCCUGGCCGGCCGGUGCCCCCCUCCCCAGCUCCAGGAGGCAGCUGAGGGGGAUGGGGGGGCAGAUCUUGGACUCAUGAGGAGGGGCCCCCCUGCCCUGUGGGGUCAACCCUUUUGGAAACUGUGAAGAUCUCACUCUGCCCCCCCCCCCAUCUUCGGGACCAGGAUUUGCACAGAAGCACAUGCACCUACCCAUACACUCCCACUUCUGAACACAGAUGUUCCCCCAUCUCGCUCCCUCCCAGGACUCUGACCCCAGCAUUCUCAGGCACCAGUCCCUGUCCGGAAUGCCACCCACAUCUUCCAUUUCCAUGUCCCCUCCCAGAGCUGGUGGACCCAGGAAACAGCCACUCCCCUCCACUCUCUACCAGAUAACUGAGGAGGGGAGAGGUGAGCCGUAACGGGCACGAAUCACGAUGUAAAUUAUUAAGCAUUUUGGUUGGAUUUCUUUUGUAAUAAACUAUUUUUGUACCAUA
Messenger RNA from Nomascus leucogenys (northern white-cheeked gibbon), 1915 nucleotides. It is a transcript of the gene BCL3, whose product is annotated as BCL3 transcription coactivator. NCBI's taxonomy places the organism in Eukaryota, Metazoa, Chordata, Mammalia, Primates, Hylobatidae. The record is from RefSeq and is a predicted model, not a curated record. Gene Ontology annotation, molecular function: protein binding.